AUGGACGAGAAGCCAACCACCAGGAAAGGCCCUGAUUUCUGCUCAUUACGCUGUGGGCUGGCCCUCAUCAUGCACUUCUCAAAUUUCACCAUGAUAACCCAGCGUGUGAGUCUGAGCAUUGCCAUCAUCGCCAUGGUGAACAGCACUCAGCAGCAUGGUCCCUCUAAUGCCUCCACAGAGGGGCCUCUUUCAGACACCCUCAGUAACCCCAACAGAUCCCUCAAGGAAUUUAAUGCAAAGACCUCUGUGUAUCAGUGGAGCUCAGAGACUCAGGGUAUCAUCUUCAGCUCCAUCAACUACGGGAUAAUACUGACUCUAAUCCCAAGUGGAUACUUAGCAGGAAUAUUUAGAGCUAAACAGAUACUUGGUGCUGGUUUGCUGAUCUCUUCCCUUCUCACCCUCUUUACGCCACUGGCUGCUGACUUCGGAGUGAUUUUGGUCAUUGUGAUUCGGACAGUCCAGGGCAUGGCCCAGGGAAUGGCAUGGACAGGUCAGUUUACAAUUUGGGCAAAAUGGGCUCCUCCACUUGAACGAAGCAAGCUCACCAGCAUCGCAGGGUCAGGGGCAGCGUUCGGGUCCUUCAUCAUCCUCUGUGUAGGGGGACUAAUCUCGCAGGCCUUGGGCUGGCCUUUUGUCUUCUACAUCUUUGGCGGCAUUGGCUGUGUCUGCUGUCUCCUGUGGUUCACAGUGAUUUAUGAUGACCCCAUACAUCACCCAUGCAUAAGUGUCAGGGAAAGGGAACACAUCGUGUCCUCACUGGCUCAACAGUCCAGUUCUCCCAGACGAUCUGUCCCCAUAAAGGCUAUGGUCAGAUGCCUACCACUUUGGGCCAUUUUCACAGGGUUCUUCAGCCAUUUCUGGUUAUGCACCAUAAUCAUAACGUACCUACCAACGUACAUCAGCACAGUGCUCCAUGUUAACCUCAGAGAUAGUGGAGUUCUGUCCUCCCUGCCUUUUAUUGCUGCCUCAAGCUGUACGAUUCUAGGAGGUCAGUUGGCAGAUUUCCUUCUGUCCAGGAAUCUUCUCAGGUUGAUCGUUGUGCGAAAGCUCUUUUCGUCCCUCGGGCUUCUCCUCCCAUCGCUGUGUGCUGUGGCCCUGCCCUUCGUGGCUUCCAGUUACAUAGCAACCAUUAUUUUGCUGAUACUUAUUCCUGGGACCAGCAACCUGUGUGACUCAGGGUUUAUCAUCAACACCUUAGAUAUUGCCCCCAGAUAUGCAAGUUUCCUCAUGGGAAUCUCAAGGGGAUUUGGGCUUAUCGCAGGAAUCGUCUCUUCCACUGCCACCGGAUUCCUUAUCAGUCAGGAUUCUGAAUCCGGAUGGAGGAAUGUCUUUUUCCUGUCUGCUGCUGUCAACAUGUUUGGCCUGGUCUUUUACCUCAUGUUUGGACAAGCAGAAAUCCAGGACUGGGCCAAAGAAAGUACCAUCACCCACCUCUGA
This is a messenger RNA of Cynocephalus volans (Philippine flying lemur), 1437 nucleotides long. It is a transcript of the gene SLC17A2, whose product is annotated as solute carrier family 17 member 2. Gene Ontology annotation, cellular component: plasma membrane. The record is from RefSeq and is a predicted model, not a curated record. The coding region runs from base 1 to 1437 and encodes 478 amino acids. Gene Ontology annotation, biological process: monoatomic anion transport; transmembrane transport. The transcript is spliced from 11 exons. Gene Ontology annotation, molecular function: transmembrane transporter activity. NCBI's taxonomy places the organism in Eukaryota, Metazoa, Chordata, Mammalia, Dermoptera, Cynocephalidae.